AUGUAUUCGUCCAACUCCUCCGACGAAGGUGACGAACUGUCCACCGAAGCUGUACAACGAAAAGGUCGACUUCCGCUUGAGGUAGACGACGAUGAUACGGAUGAGAUGGGUGAUAUAGCUGGGCCUCAUACGGAACUCGUUUCGACUUACUCCGACGAGGAAGAUGGGACGCUGGUAGGAGAGCCUUUGGGGUAUUCCAACUUUUUUGAAAAUGCGCCGUAUGGUAGCAGCACAUCGGGGACUAGGAUGCGAAAUUCUGGGGGGAAUAUAUUGCUUGACUCGAAAGAUCGAAAUGACAGCAGUGAUGGCGAGGAGGAUGAUGGCCUUGUAGAGAUUUUACUGCCAGGAAGGAAAUAA
Molecule: messenger RNA, 357 nt
Organism: Histoplasma mississippiense
Lineage: Eukaryota; Fungi; Ascomycota; Eurotiomycetes; Onygenales; Ajellomycetaceae
Exons: 1
Coding region: 1-357 (118 amino acids)
Source: RefSeq, a predicted model, not a curated record